AACUACACAGCUUGAUCAAUUGAUUUCAUCCAAGACCACACGCAAAUUAUAACAUGGCCGAGUCACUAGCAGCGUUCCGUGACCGACGGUCCAAGGACCUCCGUAAACUUGCCGAAGAACAUUUCCAACAUGACUUGAAUCAGGAAGAUCGCGAUAUCCUGAAGAGUGCAGCUGGAAAAGUGUCGAGACACGCCGGCUUCGCAUCAGCAGUUGGAAUGGGGCUGGGCAUCUACACAGCAUUCAAGCUGCGUAACAUGCGCCUGGCCUAUUUCAGGGCCUUCCGAGCCGUGGAGAAGCCCGUAGAGGUCCGUUUCGCAGACGGGCGCACGGAGCCUAUUCCCGACAUCUCAGCGCAUAUUUCUGGCCCUUCGCGCUGGGGUGAUGCGGCAACAUACUUCUUCUUCACCAUCGGCGGACUGUUUUUGGGCGGCGAAUUGGGUCUAUUGACGGGCACGGCCAGUGCUUCGCGGACGAUCACAAAGAACCCAGAGAGCAGGCAGAGGAUUGAGAAGGCGUUCAAGAACUAUCGAAUCGAUGUUUUGGAGAGUGAAAUCAAGGCGUUGAAAGGCAAAAGCAGGAUUGAGGAUUUCUUUUCUUCUUGAGGGUCUGGUUCUUAAAACGGCCGUUCUGCAAUGAUUGAGUGGCUGAAGCUGAAGAUAUCGACAAAUAUCAGACAAUCGUAAUUUGCAUUUGCAUAGUCUGC
Molecule: messenger RNA, 703 nt
Organism: Pyrenophora tritici-repentis Pt-1C-BFP
Lineage: Eukaryota; Fungi; Ascomycota; Dothideomycetes; Pleosporales; Pleosporaceae
Source: RefSeq, a predicted model, not a curated record